Molecule: messenger RNA, 3099 nt
Organism: Aspergillus eucalypticola CBS 122712
Lineage: Eukaryota; Fungi; Ascomycota; Eurotiomycetes; Eurotiales; Aspergillaceae
Product: ankyrin repeat-containing protein
Exons: 8
Coding region: 1-3099 (1032 amino acids)
Biological process (GO): glycerophospholipid catabolic process
Molecular function (GO): glycerophosphocholine phosphodiesterase activity; protein binding
Source: RefSeq, a predicted model, not a curated record
AUGAGAUUCGGUCGAAAUAUUUACCUCCAUCAAGUCCCAGAAUGGGCGGAGCAUCAUGUUCCAUACAAUCGGCUCAAAAGACUGCUGAAGAUCGCUGUUGAGAAAGCUACAGAGGAGCAAACUCGUCCCGACUUCUCAGGUCAUCUUCGGUUUCGCAUAGAGCAAGAAAGCUAUCUUCGAAAGCAAGCAGAAGAGAUACAGGGCCAUUACCGCAUCAGCCUUUGCAAAUUCGAUACAACUACGGCGUACAAGCUCUCCCGGCUUGACAUUGAGAUCCUUUGCCAAUCGCUUUCUAGGUUAACUAAGGAAAUUUCUCAACUGCAGCGGUACCAACGGUUGGACGUUGAAGCGGUUUCUCGUAUCCACACAAAGAUUGACAAAUACAUGGGUAGGGAGAUAAACCGAUCUGCUGGACGAAAUGAUCUGGACAAAUUCAAGGAACAAAAUCCAUCGAGGAAAGCUCUGGCUCGAAACCUUGGAUUAUGGAUUGCUCAUCUACAGGAGGCACUUUCAGAUCCCAGCAGCAGGCCGGUCUACCCACAAUCCCCACUCUAUGAGGCACUACGGCAGGAUCAACCUUCAAUCGUGGUUUCUAUGGUAGAUAAGUCCUUACAGCAGAGCGAAUCAUCAGCAAAACCAUUUCUCUUCCAUCUGCUGGAGCUAGCAGUAUAUGAACUGCGACCACAUACUGUCUACACUUUACUGUUUGAUGCGCUGCCUCAAAAUGAUAUCCCCAUUCAGGCUGCAUUAUUGAAUCGCUUGUUCACGGUUCUGAGUUUCCGGAAGAUGCAACUAUCGGCGCCGUAUUCCUGUAUACUCUUUUGUAAAAUCCGAGAUCUGCUCUGCCAGGUGAUUGGGGAGCUGGGACCCAGAUCAGAGGAGGUUCUACUCUCGGAAGAUACUCUCGGGCGCUUCCCUCUGCACUAUGCUGCUUCAUACGGUCUUUUGUGGGAGUGCGUGGCAAUAUUUAACGUCGCUAAAAGCUGGAACAAUUAUUCCAAAUGGUGCCUUAUUAUGCAUACUGACAAACUAGACUGUUCACCUUUUGAGUAUGCGGCUGUUGGCAACCACCGAGACGCCGUAUCAUCUGUUCUGGUUUACUUGGAAAAGGUCCUGCACGCAUCCGAUAAGGAUGACGGAAUAGCACCAUUGUUCACUCGAACGCUAUUUACUGCGUUGCACUACGAGUAUGAGGAUAUGAUUUCGGUCAUCUCUCAGGCAUGCUCUCGCUUCUGUCGGACGCCCAGGAACUGUGAAGGGGCCAGCCCACUGCAUGUCGCCGCGCGUACCGGAAGGGCGGAUCGCGUCAAACAACUGUUAGAAACCGUAUGCGUCUCUGAGCUCAACUCGGUGGAGCCAAUCUACGGUUGGACCCCGCUAGUUGUCGCUUGUGUCGAAGGUCACCAGAGUGUCGUCGCUGUGCUUCUCGAGCAUGGAGCCGACCGGGACAUUAAGGACCACCGCGGUUGGACAGCACAGGAGCAUGCCGCUUUUCGGGGACAUCUUGCUUUGGCGAAGGGAAUGACAGGGCCAUCCAAGUGGGAGUCCGAUACCGAUGUGCUAACUGCCGCAUCAAUGGUGCAGCAGGAUGACAAUGUCAAGGCUCUCCAUCAACGGCCGCAACUGGUGGUUUACCUUGGCAGCUUGCAGGAUGGAAAGCAGGUGAACCCAUUUGAAUGUCGAACACCAUCACUGAAAACAAAAGCCACGGGCAAUGACCUUGCACUGAAAGUUUCUUCUCCUGGGAAUGACUCUGCCCGUCAAAUUAACAUGUCCUUUCUCGGUGACACAGCUAACGAAUCAUUUAUCUUCGAGCUUCCAACCACGGGCGAGGCAGAACUGCGCCUAGAACUCCUCGAUUUAGGCGAUGGUCGUGACGGCCAAGCAGAGUUGCUUGGUGGUGGUACAGCGCUGCUGAUAGACAAUCUCAAUUCCUUUGGUGAGAACAGGGAAAGCUUGGUGCGCGAGAGAAGUAUUCCCAUUCUCGAGAGCAGGUCAUUCCAGGCUAUAGCUACGGUGACCUUCACAUUUCUUAUAAUCAAGCCAUUUCAGCAUCCCAACAUCCCCUCUGUGAGAGAAUGCUUUCUCCGUCAUGACGACUUUUGUCUCGUAGGACAUCGAGGCUUCGGACAAAAUGUUGCCGGGCAUGACUAUUUACAGUUGGGAGAGAACACAGUCGAGUUUGAUGCUCAGUUGACCAGGGACCUUGUACCUGUUGCAUAUCACGACUUUUCCUUGAUGCAUGAUGUGACUUUAGACCAGUUCCUGCAUGCGAGCAAGAUACAAUCCCCAAUGGGCCAUCCAACAUCCAUCAUGGGAAGCAGACACCACCAUAAGAUUUCACGCUCCCGGUCUCUUACCAGGGGUUACGAGCAAGGAGCGCAACAAAUGCAAGAGAGGAUGAGACACACGGUAGACUACAUGAGCAAAGGUUUCAAGCCCAACACCCGAGGCCACGUUAUCCAGGACUCGUUUGCAACCAUCGAAGAGCUACUAACCCUGCUUCCGGAGAACCUUGGUUUCAACGUCGAGAUCAGUGAGUCGUCCCCAUAUCUCAUCUCAGAGGACAUUGCUGACAAUGAUAUAGAGUAUCCCCGACCCCACGAAGCCACCGAAGCAGGAGUAGCCCCAGUAGCGAUCGAAAUUAACAUAUUCGUGGAUAAAAUCCUCGAGAAAGUAUUCACCCUGGGGAACAGCAGAAACAUUAUCCUGUCCUCAUUCACCCCCGAGAUCUUCAUUCUCUUGGCACUCAAACAGCAAACCUAUCCAGUCAUGUACAUCACCAACGCCGGAAAACCCCCAGUCACAGACAGAGAGAAGCGAGCCGGUAGCCUGCAAGCUGCAGUGCGAUUUGCCCAGCAGUGGGGCCUCAAUGGAAUUGUUCUGGCCUCCGAGACUUUGAUCAUAUGCCCUCGGCUGAUCGGAUACGUCCAGCGGUCGGGGCUCGUGUGUGGCUCGUAUGGACCACUCAAUAAUAUCCCCGAGAAUGCACAACUCCAAGUCGAUGCUGGCAUCAAUAUUCUGAUGGCCGACCGGGUCGGGCUUAUUGCCAAAGCACUGGAGGACCGAGAUGGCGAUGAUCGGCGACUGAAGAACUAG